Messenger RNA from Saccostrea cuccullata (small rock oyster), 1575 nucleotides. RefSeq lists its product as uncharacterized. The coding region runs from base 1 to 1575 and encodes 524 amino acids. The record is from RefSeq and is a predicted model, not a curated record. Lineage: Eukaryota; Metazoa; Mollusca; Bivalvia; Ostreida; Ostreidae. The transcript has a single exon. Gene Ontology annotation, biological process: DNA integration. Gene Ontology annotation, molecular function: nucleic acid binding.
AUGACUAUCAUCUAUCGUCCUGGGAAGGUUAACCCUGCUGACUAUAUAUUAAGACACCCUAUCUUAACACAAGAACUCUCGCGUGAAGAGGAUAUAGCUGAACACUAUGUGAAGUUCAUUGCGGAAAAAGCCGUACCUAAAGCGAUAACUUUGGAUGAAGUUAAAAGAGCAACCAGUGUUGACAAGACAAUGCAAAAGGCCAUUGACUAUGUGCGCACAGGAAAGUGGAAUGAAAUCAAACGAUUGGAGGACAAAGAUGUGGAUUUGCUAGAGUUACAGGCUAUACGGAACGUUCAAGAUGGAUUGGCUGUUUACUCCGAUAAUGUUUUACUUAGAGAGGGUCGCUUAGUCCUCUUCAAAUCUCUUCGUGAACAUGCCGUCACCAUUGCUCAUGAAGGGCAUCAAGGAAUUAGCCGCACCAAGGCACUUCUACGCUCAAAGGUAUGGUUCCCUGGACUAGACGAUUUGGUGGAAAACUCGCUCAAAUUCUGUUUACCUUGUCAGAGUGUUACCGAUAGGCCUAACCGAAUUGAACCGUUCAAGAUGUCCGAUAUGAAACAUGGACCAUGGGAAAACCUAAGCGUUGAUUUCUGUGGACCGUUACCAGAAGGUGAAUACCUAUUUGUGAUCACUGAUGAAUUCACUAGAUAUCCAGUAGUCGAAAUAAUGCGAUCGACAUCAGCAAAUGCUACCAUUCCUGUCCUGGAUAGAGUCAUUUCUACCUUUGGAAUACCUAAGGUCGUGAAGUCAGAUAAUGGAAGUCCGUUUAACUCUGCGGCAUUCAAGGAAUUUUCAGUGAACAUGGGAUUUCAUCACCGCAAAAUCACACCUCGUUGGCCACGGGCGAAUGCUCAGGCAGAAUCCUUUAACAAACCGAUGAUGAAGGCAGUCCGAGCUGCUCAUGUCGAAAAGAAAAAUUGGAAACAAGAGCUAUUUCGUUUCCUCAGGCAGUACCGGAAUACUCCACAUCCAUCGACAGGAUUGAGCCCAUUUACGUUAAUGUUUUGCCGGGAGACGAGAACCAAAUUACCGCAGAUAUCACGACCAACAGACAGACCUCUAGAUGAAAUAGCGAGGCAGCAGGAUGAACACGCAAAACGCAAAAUUACAUCGGAGACCAAACACAGGAAUCAAGAGGUCAGAAGUGGAGAUACUGUGCUGUUAAAGAACGAAUCGGGAAAUAAACUUACUCCAGCAUACAACCCUGAACCACACGUUGUAACAAGCACAAAAGGAACAAUGGUUACAGCAUCCCCUUGCUCCAAUAGGAUGGCGAAAAGUGUUACGCGUAACUCAUCUUUCUUUAAGCCAAUUGCGUAUCCGAGCAACGCCCCUUUACCCGAGACUGAAUUCUUGGAAGAGGAGGAGGAAGUAGCGUUACAAAAGGCCGGCACGGAAAUACCGUCGAACGCAACUUCGUCACCAAACGUACCAGGAACGCCGCCCUCAGUUGGCCUAAAUAAUCCAAAGAUACGUGUCGCGAAUCAAACAGCAAACAGCUCCAAACCGUACGUCACCAGAUUUGGUCGUACCAUCAAAACACCUACUGCGUUAAAAGACUUUGUGUCUAAGUGA